UUCGGCCUCUCUCCUUUUAACCCCGAGUGGCCGAGACCCUUCCCUUCUCUUCAGUCUUCUCUCGAGGACUACGGACUCACGGAAGGACUCUUGUUUCGAGACGCCGUUCCCGUUUUUCUCGCUUUCAGCUAUAAAAUCAGAACCCAACUCCUCCAUCCUCCCUCAGAGCCAAGCUUUUCGUUCGCCGGGAAUAAACGAGAACAGCUACUUGAAAGAACAGCGCCGGAGACAAGAGAGGAAGGCAAAAGAGAGUGGGGUUUUGUUCACAGCAAUUGCUCCAAAUGCAGCAGAGUCUUCAGGGUCCAGUUCUUUCCCUCUCCCCGAGUUUUAACAGUUAUUCUUGCAACACAUUUGCAGAGAUCGCCGCUAAAGUUGGCGAAGAAUUCAGCGAACAAUCAAAGCUUUAUGUCUCGGAUAAAUCAAUGGAAAAGCCACCGCCUCUACAGAGCUCAGAAUAUCAAUCUAAAGAAGUGCAGGAGCAAGAACAAAUAGAAGGCGACAACGACGACAAAGACGAUGAGGAUGAGUUCGAAUUCUCCUUUUGUAGGGAUAACGACGAGUCUCCUAUCUCAGCUGACGAGAUCUUUUUCAACGGUCAGAUCCGGCCCAUCUUUCCCAUCUUCAACCGGGAUCUUCUUUUCUCUGACGGCCAGGACGAUGAUUCCAAGGCCCCGGAGGUUUCGUCCGUUCGGCUUCCUUUGAGAAAGCUGUUGAUCGAAGAACGCAACCCGCCGUCUUCGUCUUCUUCGGAAGCCGACGAACUCGAUGGAAUACCUCCUGGAACUUACUGCGUUUGGGCACCGAAGUCGGUUCAAGCGUCUCCCGAGAGAUGUAAGAAGAGCAAUUCCACUGGAUCAUCCAAGCGCUGGAGGUUCAGGGACCUCCUGCAUCGAAGUAACAGCGAUGGGAAGGAUACCUUCGUUUUCUUAACUCCUUCCAACAGCAACUCAUCGUCUUCCAAGGCGAAGAAGAGAGACGAGAAGCCUGAGAAUUCUAAAGGGAGGAGAAACUCCACCAACCUCAAGGUCUCCGGAAAAACGAAAGGUAAGGGAAUCUCUGGCGAGGCAGCGUCGGCUCAUGAGAUUCAUUACGUGAGAAAUCGAGCAUUGAAAGAGGAGGAUCGGCGGAAAUCGUAUCUUCCGUACAGGCAGGACCUCGUUGGAUUCUUCGCUAACGUGAACGUGUUGAGCAGAACUCUUCAGCCAUUCUAAUCUCUUCCUCCUUUUAACCUCGCCUCGACUCACGCCUCACGCCUCACGCCUCAAUAUCCAUUACCGUAACGAUAUAAGGUCCAUAACUUUCCGGUUUUCUUUUCUCCCCCCUCCUAUUUUAUUUCUGUAAGUAAAAUUACUUAGGAGUGGACGGAAACCUGAUCAGGUAUUCAGGUGUUCCUCUUUCGGAGUCUUGUAUUGACUGUACAUUUUAGUAAUUUCAAGCUAAAAUUUUGUUUUUCUUUUCUUUUUUACUUCCGCCGGCAAUCUGGAUUUGAACUCAGAUGGUUGUUGGAAAAAGAAAAUAUAUUGCUUGAUAAAUUAGGAAGCAAAAUGUGUGAAGCUGUAAAAAAUGGAAUGGAAUGCUUUGUAAAUUGUGUAUUGUUUAGUGUUUCCUCUUGAGCAGGGAUAAGUUCUCUGAUUCUCUCAAAUCUCAAGCUGUGAAUUGUGUUUA
Messenger RNA from Nelumbo nucifera (sacred lotus), 1665 nucleotides. Lineage: Eukaryota; Viridiplantae; Streptophyta; Magnoliopsida; Proteales; Nelumbonaceae. The record is from RefSeq and is a predicted model, not a curated record.